AUGACGACGCCUUCACCACAGACAUGGACUUUACGUCUAAAGGCCCACAAGACUACAGUUCUGCUUCAUGUCGAACCAUUGCAAUCCUUCAGCAGUAUCAAGGCGCAACUUUAUGACGCACUUCAAGAAACCGGAAUCAAGCAUCAGGAGACCCAGGAGCAGAUUAAACUACCCUCCUCACCCUCAGACAUUCAACUUGGUCGCCCAAUCAACAUCAAUGAUGCGUCAGAGGGGUUUCGACUUGGCGAGUGGGAGUACCCUACAGUCGAAGAAGAUGAAGAUGUUGGCAAGGGCAAGGGCAAAGCGAAGGCUGCAAAGAAGAGUCAAGGCGAUCUGAAGGACCUGAAGGCAUGCCCGAAAGGCGCGAGUCUGAAAGAUGGGGCUGUGCUAUCCUUCCGGUGGGUAGGUGAUGGCUUCUGGAAUGGCGACGACGAAGACAUGGACCUUGAAGAUGAACGGCAGCCAAGAAAUGAUACAGAGGCUGAUAUGUGGGGAGUUCAGUUGGCGAACUUUGAAGAUGCGUACGGUGUGGAGAAUGAGGUAGAUGUUGGUGGGACGCGGGGAUUUGAGGGUUAG
Molecule: messenger RNA, 576 nt
Organism: Plenodomus lingam JN3
Lineage: Eukaryota; Fungi; Ascomycota; Dothideomycetes; Pleosporales; Leptosphaeriaceae
Source: RefSeq, a predicted model, not a curated record